Panicum hallii is the source of this 3757-nucleotide messenger RNA. RefSeq names its product nuclear pore complex protein DDB_G0274915-like. The transcript has 8 exons. Lineage: Eukaryota; Viridiplantae; Streptophyta; Magnoliopsida; Poales; Poaceae. The record is from RefSeq and is a predicted model, not a curated record. Gene Ontology annotation, cellular component: nuclear envelope. Gene Ontology annotation, biological process: nuclear membrane organization. The coding region runs from base 117 to 3407 and encodes 1096 amino acids.
CCACCUUAAAGUUCUCAUUUAUUUUGCUGAUGACUCCUCGCCGCUUCUCCCCCCCCACCUAAACCCUAGCCUCCGCCCCGCGAUCCGGCGAAACCCUAGCCCGACAUCGCCGUCGCAUGGAGCCCCGGGGCUACGACUACGGUGGCAGCUCCGGCGCUGGCGGCAAGAUCCGCCGCCGCCCUCCCUCCCGCGCUGCCGCCGCCUCUCCCUACGCGCGCCCCGCCCCGGCUUCGGCGCCGACCGCGGCGGCGGCUUCGCAGGGCGGCGGGUGGUUCUCCCGGAUCAUCACCGUCGGCGCCUCGCGCCUCCUCCCUUCCUUAUUCCGCAAGCCGCCGCCUCAACUCACUGCGCCGUCCCCCCCGCCGCCGCCACAGCUCACCGCGCCGGCCCCGCCGCCGCCGCCGGAGCCGCUCGAGGAGCCGCCUUCGCGCGUCUGGCUGCACGAACCGCGCCCAGAGGCGCUCGACGCGCUGCCCUCGUCGCUGCCUCCACCGUUAGAGGAUGAUCUUCCAGAAGAUGAAGAAAACAGUGAAACAAUCGCCAAUGAUAAUCUAUGCACUCAAGAUCCUCAAAGUUCUGCCAAGGAAAAAGAAGACAUGCUGAGAAAUUCUGAAAGCCAUCGUGGUAUGGAUCUUGAAGAAUUAUUGAAGCAGAAAACUUUCACAAGGAGCGAAUUUGAACACUUGUCCAAGUUGUUAUGGUCUAGAACUAUUGGAUCAAGUUCGUUGAAGCCAGAAGAUGGUAGCAUUAGGAAAAUGCCUAUUUCUGAGCAGGAAAAUGGAUCCAGAUGCUCCAGCUUACCUGUUGAUUUCUCCAUUACAACAUACAGUGUUGCUGAUCACGUUGCCUCGCCAGCAGAAAUUGCAAAAGCAUAUAUGGGUUCAAAAUCUUCUAAGGGGUCUCCUCUACGCCUUAGAUUGCAUGACCCCUCUAUGCCUAUCAAAUCAAUGGAAGCUAGUAUGAUACCAAAAGCUAAACCUCCCACAAUCCCACUUCUCCAAAGCUCAAGAUUGCAAACAUCCAAAACUUCUGAUCGUCUUGAAAGCAACUACACAACUCCGAAUAGAUCGGCAAUCUACAAAAUGUCAUCAUCUCCUUAUUUUAAGAGUGGUGUUUCAUCGAAAGAUUUAUUUACUACUGUAUCUUCACCUUAUCAGACCCUGAGUAGUGUUCAUACUUUUGGCAGGCAGGUCUUGAAGAGAAAGAGUAGUGCUAUCCAAAAUGAGAUUGUAUCUGUUGGUCCUGUGCGCAGAGUGCAUCAAAGAUUUAACAGAACAUCACCGCUGUUGGAAACACGGCCAGGUUACCGUAGAUAUCUUGGGGGCCAUGGAAGCAAACUUGAUGAAGGUUCUGAGCAAUUGGCACGAACUCAGAAGCGUCGUUGUCUGGAAGUUGGUGAUGCAACUCUUGGCAGCUUAGACAACAAAGCUCACGCGAACAGUUUUGGUCAGGCUCCAGUGCAAUCAGCUGAGAUGGCUGCUAAGAUACUGAAGCAGCUUGACACAUUAGUUCCUGCUCAGAAGGAAAACAUGUCAGAACUGAAGCAGAAACAUAGGAAUGCUAUGGAUUUCGGGAAUCUUAUUUUUCCAGAAAAAGAAGCAUCAGAACAGAAUAUUCAGUUGGGACUUCCAUCUGUUAAGGAUAUCCCGGCUGCAGUGUCUGAAAAGACUGUUCAUGCUACAUCAAACAAGUCUGAUAGUGAAAAGGCUCCAGUAUCUUCAUUGAGAAACCAUCCUCCUAAUCUGGUAUUAUUGAGUGAAAAUAACCGAAACAAAAUGUCAAUUCCAUCAAAUGGCUUUACCUUCCCCGUCCAAGCUGGUCUUGGUGCCCACUCUCUGGCCCCUCCAACACCUACAUUGGCAUCUCCGCCUAUACUACCUGUUGAGAAGCAGCAACCUUCAGCAGUAUUAAGUGCUACUACUUCCAUGGAAAGUCAUCCCAGGAUUUCGCAAUCUCUUAAAGAAGAAGGAUCAAUGUUGCAUAAAGUUGAUGACAAAUUAAAUGCAGAUAAUAAACCAAUGCCUUCUAAGAAUUCUGGGCAAGGUGCAUCUUUCACAAGUAACCCUGUAUUUAAUGUUGUCAAUGUGAAGCCUGCAUCCUUAAGCAAUGGCCCUGGGCAUAUGUCGAACUCUACUGUCUCAGCUAUACAACCUUCUAGUGGAUCAACUAACUCUGCUUCGUUUCAAUUUGCUGGCUCUACCAUCUCCACCACAGCUUCAAAGUCUACACAGAGUAGUUCAACUGGAGGCAGUUUUACUUUCUCCAAUACUUGUGUGGGUAGUUCGGCCGCCUCAAAUGUGAUUGUGAGCACUUCUCAAUCUGUUGUGCCACCAUCAUUGGCAUCUUCUGGUACAGGAAACUCCAGUGCCCCCUUUGGGACUGCUAGUUCAUCAGCUGCUCUGGACAAAUCUAAAUCAGUAAGCAGCAGUACCCCAUUUAAUUUCUCCCAGAAGUUUGAAACUGCAAGUUCUUCAGCAACCCAGGACAAAUCCAAAACAGUAAGCAGAAGUACCCCUUUUAGUUCCUCCCAGCAGUUCGGCAUUGCAAGUUCUUCUGCAGCUCAGGACAAAUCUAAAGCAGUAGGCAGCAGUACCCCUUUUGGCUUCUCCCAGCAGUAUGGCAUGGCGAGUUCUUCAACUGCUCAGGAUAUAUCCAAGGCUGUCUCUGCUGAACCUACAGUUCUUUUUGGGAAUCAGAAUGGCCAUUCGGGAAAUAGCAAUUCACUGUUCACACAGAGUUCAGUGAAUAAUUUGAGCUUCAAGUCUUUAGAGGCAUCAAAUAAUGGUAGCUCGCAAAGUUUUGCAGAUUCACAAGUUGGUUCGGCACCUUUGUGUUCUAGUCCUUUCAACGCAAGCUCUGUGUUUCCUUGGGCCGCUGGUUCUGGUUCUACUUCUGUGGCUGCGACUGCUCAGCCAUCUUCUGCUACAAGCUCAGGUUUUGGGUUCAGUUCAGCAUUGUCAGCAUCACCAAUGUUUGGCAGCCAAGUGACUACAUCUGUUCCAUCUUCGUUUGGCUUGCCAAAUACUGGCCCUGCUACUUCACUUUUCAGCCCAACCCCAAGCACUGUAUUCUCAUUCACUUCAUCGACUCCUUCAAUACCAAAUCAAUCACCCACCACACCAUUUGGUGGCCCUACUUUACAGAUUAAUGGAGGGAACAUAGGUGCAGACAGGAGUGGGUCCCCUUUCCCGACAACUUCGCCGUUUGGCUUGCCAAGCACCUCGCCAUCAACUCCAAUUUUCAGUACUCCUGCAACCCAGUUCGCUUCCAAUACAUCGUCCUCGCCUGGAAUUUUCGGAUUUGGUCAGCAGAGUCAAGCUUCUUCAGGUGGUUUCUCAAUGGGCACUGGUGGUGGCGGCAAUGACAAGUCCGGCAGAAGAAUUAUCAGAGUUAAGAAAAGGAAAUGAGAUGCCAAUACUUUUAAGUGCAUGAGAACAUGCAACCAGUUUGGCUGCGGCCACCCACCCUGCAUUGCAAAUUGCGCUGGUUUUCAGGGCUGAGGCGUCGGCAUGAAAGGCUUUUCUGAUUCUCUUUAUUUUGUUGAGAUAGCAAUGAGCCAAUGAGAGCCAGUUUUCCUUUGUUGAUCGCAAUUUUGGCACAGUAACAACAGUGGAGGUCACUGAACUGAUAUUGUUGUACCGUUCAUCACUAUGGUGAAAUUCAUUUGUCGAUGUAAAACUUGUAUUAGAUCUGUUCAGCUAUCAAUUCAUCCAUAUUUUUUUGCAGAACAUGAUUCAUAUGCUCUGCAAGGACGCCA